GGAGGUAUUAGCCAUGGAAGUUAUUUGUGACGCGUAUAAUAUUGUUACGUAACAGAUAUCAUUCCAGCUAGGGCUACGGUUCUAGCGAAGUCAAAAAUGCGCAAUGUCGAGUGAGAAUGCGGCGACACUCGGCAAAACUUCAUGGCCACGCUGGUCACGGAGCCGCUCUGACCGAUUAUUCUACACCAGAUAUAUGGUGCAACACGCCAUAACCAACUCGUGGUUGGACGAAUGUAGACAUAGGAAGCAAGUGUAUGGAAUAUGGGAAGGUUUACGAACGAAUGGAUGAUCCAAAAGGGCACAUCAUAUCGCUCGCACGCACGCACGCCCAACAUGUCUGUCUUAGUCUUUAAAUGUUUUCAUGUUUCAAAAGUUGGCAUGCCCUGCGGAAGCUCUCGUUGGAAACGACGCUAUGAUGAAUUUCUUUUGCCUUCCCCUUUGGGCAGAUUCGGGUUUUUGUACAGUAUUUUACUCGGCAUACUGGCAUGGAGAGUCAUGGGAUCGAGCAUUGCGUAUUCCCCUCCUUCAACGCAUUUUCUACGCGUCAUGACUAUUAUCGUCUCUAACUGUCGUGUCUGUGGCCGGCCUCAGACUCAAAUCAUCUAAAUCUCGAAUCUACGCAUGGCUAUCUCAUUCAAACUUUUGACUUCAAUACCG
Messenger RNA from Mytilinidion resinicola, 657 nucleotides. RefSeq lists its product as uncharacterized. Lineage: Eukaryota; Fungi; Ascomycota; Dothideomycetes; Mytilinidiales; Mytilinidiaceae. The transcript has a single exon. The record is from RefSeq and is a predicted model, not a curated record. Bases 262 to 606 code for a protein of 114 amino acids.